Molecule: messenger RNA, 1593 nt
Organism: Aureobasidium namibiae CBS 147.97
Lineage: Eukaryota; Fungi; Ascomycota; Dothideomycetes; Dothideales; Saccotheciaceae
Product: myo-inositol-1-phosphate synthase
Exons: 3
Coding region: 1-1593 (530 amino acids)
Biological process (GO): phospholipid biosynthetic process; inositol biosynthetic process
Cellular component (GO): cytoplasm
Molecular function (GO): inositol-3-phosphate synthase activity
Source: RefSeq, a predicted model, not a curated record
AUGGCUCCUUACCUCAACGAGACGCAGUCUACUGCUUCGAGCAACGCUCAAGCACCCCUCUUCACCGUCCAGUCUCCCAACGUAACAUACUCUGAUGAUGCUAUCGUCAGCAAGUACGUCUACCGCCAGACCAAGGUCACCAAGUCAUCCAAUGGCGGCUACGUCGCUACACCCAAAGAGACUGCCUAUGACUUCAAGGUCGAGCGCAAGGUUGGCAGAGUCGGCAUGAUGCUUGUCGGCUGGGGUGGCAACAAUGGAUCGACUGUGACUGCUGGUAUCAUUGCCAACCGUCAAGGUCUUUCAUGGGACACUCGCGAGGGCAAGCAAUCAGCAAACUACUACGGUUCCAUGGUCAUGUCAUCGACAGUCAAGCUCGGCGCCGAUUCGGAGACUGGCGAGGAGAUCUUUGUUCCCUUCAACCAACUUCUCCCCAUGGUCAACCCCAACGAUCUUGUCAUUGGUGGUUGGGACAUCAGCGGCAUGAACAUUGCCGAAUCGAUGGACAGAGCUGGAGUCCUCGAGCCUACCUUGAAGCAGAUGGUCCGCAAGGAGAUGUCACAGAUGGUCCCCCUGCCCAGUAUCUACUACCCUGACUUCAUCGCCGCCAACCAAGAAUCGAGGGCAGACAACAUUCUUGAGGGCUCCAAGGCCUGCACCGAGCACCUUGAGAAGAUCAGAGCAGACAUCCGCGAGUUCAAGUCCAAGCACAAUCUGGACAAGAUCAUCGUCCAAUGGACUGCCAACACAGAGCGCUUUGCCGACAUCCUUCCCGGCGUCAAUGACACAGCAGAGAACCUCCUCCAGUCAAUCGCCUCAGGCCAUGCCGAGAUUGCCCCCUCCACAAUCUUCGCAACCGCCUGUAUCCUCGAAAACGCACCGUUCAUCAACGGCUCGCCCCAAAACACUUUCGUGCCCGGUGUCAUUGCUCUGGCCGAGAAACACUCCGCCUUCAUCGGAGGUGACGACUUCAAGUCAGGCCAAACCAAGAUGAAGUCCGCUCUCGUUGACUUCCUCAUCAACGCCGGAAUCAAAGUCAAGUCUUUGGCUUCUUACAACCAUCUCGGCAACAAUGACGGCAAGAACCUCUCGGCCCCUUCUCAGUUCAGAUCAAAGGAGAUCUCCAAGUCGAACGUUGUUGAUGACAUGGUUGCUGCCAACAACAUCCUCUACGCAAAGGACGAACACCCUGAUCACACCGUCGUCAUCAAGUACAUGCCCAGCGUCGGUGACAACAAGAGAGCUCUGGACGAAUACUAUGCCGAAAUCUUCAUGGGCGGCCACCAAACCAUCAACAUGUUCAACAUCUGCGAAGACUCACUGUUGGCCUCGCCUCUCAUCAUCGACUUGGUCUUGAUUGCCGAGCUCAUGACCAGAGUUCAGUGGAGAGCCAACGGGACCGAAGAUGCCGAGUUCAAAGGCUUCCACUCCGUGCUGAGUGUGUUGAGCUACAUGCUCAAGGCUCCUCUGACUCCUCCCGGCACUCCCGUUGUCAACGCUUUGAGCAAGCAGAGAAACGCUCUGGUGAACAUUUUCCGCGCUUGUGUUGGUCUGGAGCCUGAGAAUGACAUGACCCUCGAGCACAAGUUGUUCUAA